Messenger RNA from Lutra lutra (Eurasian river otter), 1438 nucleotides. RefSeq names its product interferon alpha-1/2-like. Bases 454 to 1017 code for a protein of 187 amino acids. Gene Ontology annotation, molecular function: cytokine activity; type I interferon receptor binding. Gene Ontology annotation, cellular component: extracellular region. NCBI's taxonomy places the organism in Eukaryota, Metazoa, Chordata, Mammalia, Carnivora, Mustelidae. The record is from RefSeq and is a predicted model, not a curated record. The transcript has a single exon. Gene Ontology annotation, biological process: positive regulation of peptidyl-serine phosphorylation of STAT protein; adaptive immune response; response to exogenous dsRNA.
CAGUUACACAUCAAUGGCUUUAAAAUUUGACUUUUAGCUUAAAAUUGUUAGUCAUUCUUAACCCUGCAUAGGUAAGAAUAAAAAACUAAACUUCACACUUUCUUUUGUAUGUACAAGCUCAGAUAUAAGUACAAAACAUAACUGUAUACAUAUUGUAUCCAUGCUAUUAACUUUCCUAGAAGGUUCAAUUAAAAACAUCAAAGGAGACUCUGGAGGCAAGGGCAAUCAUGAAAAACAUGUAUACGGAGUUGGGAAACUGUGCUCAAACCAAGGAGAAAGUGCAGAAAGGAAAUAAAAAAGAGAAGCAGAAAGAAAGGGAAACGUUCAGAAAUUAAAAACUCCUAUGUCCCCUACUUAAGCCUCACGCACAAGACAAGAUGUUCAGAGAAGCUAGAGCCACGGGUCCCAGACGUGCCAACCCCAGCCAGGCCAACAGCAUCUGUAGGAACCCCGAUGGCCCUGCCCUGUUCCUUCUUGGUGGUCCUGGUGGUGCUCAGCUGCCACUCCCUCGGCUCUCUGGGAUGUGACCUGUCUCAGGACCACGGCCUGCUGCACUGGAGGGCCUUGAUGCUCCUGCAACAAAUGAGGAGACUGUCUGCUAGCUCCUGUGACAAGUACACAAACGACUUUGGCUUCCCCCAGGAGGUGUUUGAUGGCAAGCAGCUGCAGAAGGCUCAAGCCCUCUCUGUCAUCCAUGUGACAAACCAGAAGACCUUCCACCUCUUCUGCACAGAGGCCUCACCUGCUCCGUGGAACACGACCCUCCUGGAGGAAUUGUGCUCGGGACUUUCUGAGCAGCUGGACCACCUGGAAGCCUGUCUCCUGCAGGAGGCGAGGGUAGGAGAGAUGCCCCUCAUGAAUGGGGACUCCAUCCUGAGGAAUUACUUCCAGAGAAUCUCCCUCUAUCUGCAAGAGAAGCAAUACAGCCCUUGUGCCUGGGAGAUGGUCCGAGCAGAGAUCAUGAAACCCGUGUAUGCAUCAACAGCCUUGCAUAAGAGAUUGCGGAGCAGGAAGUGACACCCCUUUCAAUAUGGAAAUGAUUCUCUCUGAAGAAUACUAUCACACUCCCAUAUGUCUGUAGUGUCAGAGACUCUCAUUUCUGCUGUCAUCAUGACAUGAACUGAAUCAAUUUGUCACAUGUAUUCAGGAGUAUUAAGUAACUUGAACUCAACGUUACAAACACCUGUCGCUUUCAGAUGACCAUGCUGGUCUGCCUAUUUAGCUAUUUAUUUAUUUCACUAUUUAUAAGAUUUAAGUUAUUUUUUUAUUGUAUUAUAUUAGUUGUACCUACCCUUUGUGGUUAAGAGAAUUGUAUAUGUUUUACGUAUAUUAAAUUAUUUAUUUUCUGUUCAUUAAAUGUUUCUAUAGAAAACUUCUUGCAUUUGUUUCUUAUUGAAGCAGGAAACAAGUGUGAUUAUUACCUGAUGAAAGAACAGAU